CCGAGGACCUUGCCUUUUGCCGGCGCUCAUUUCUACUUCGGCUCUCGAACGAAAUGCAUCGGCACGUGAUCGUUCUACUCUCGGCGUUUGCCGCUCUCGAGGCGCGCAGCGUCCCAGCCCUGCGCUCCUCGGACAGAACGCUCUACAUUCGAAGCAUACCUGAGGUCAAAGGGUACAAUAGUCAGAUUUAUGAAGUUCUCAUGACGCCAUUAUUCUCAUCUAGAAAGGACGACUCGUCGCCGGCGGUGGCACCGCUCGGCAAAAAAGCUCUGGCCGUGCUGAGGUCGCCGAAAGACGAGGUGCACGGCGAAGUCGUCGUCAAGGAAGAAGCGGCAGGGAAGAUGCAACUGCGCGCCGAGUUGCACGGACUCCCUUCGGGGCUCAACCUUGGUCUGUCGGUCCACGAGAAUGGAGACUGCAGGAAAUUGGGACCGGUCUUUAAGCCCGACCAGCCUGCAAAUGCGAUUCCAAGCCCAGAAAUUCCUGCCGGCUACUUGGGCUCCUUCCAGACCGACGACAGCGGCAAGCUAGAGAUCGAAUUGACUUUGGGUCCAAAACUGGCCCUCAGUGGCCACAGAAGUCUUCUCGCCAGGGGAAUUUCCUUCCACGACAUGAGCAAGAAGGAUUCGUCCGUGGUCGCGUGCGGAGUUCUUGGCCGGGCGGCGCCGUCGCCGGAAGAAAUGAUUGCUGCUCGCAAACGGAGGCACCACUUCGGCCACAAAUAAUAAAAAUAUUUUUCAAGAAAAAUACAUUUAAGUUUUCAUUGAAUUUUUUU
Neocloeon triangulifer is the source of this 775-nucleotide messenger RNA. RefSeq lists its product as uncharacterized. The record is from RefSeq and is a predicted model, not a curated record. NCBI's taxonomy places the organism in Eukaryota, Metazoa, Arthropoda, Insecta, Ephemeroptera, Baetidae. The transcript has 3 exons. Gene Ontology annotation, biological process: removal of superoxide radicals. Gene Ontology annotation, molecular function: superoxide dismutase activity; copper ion binding. Bases 54 to 725 code for a protein of 223 amino acids.